GGUCAGCAAACAUUUACAACUCUCACAUAUCCGAAGCAAUGCCUUUUCAGGUUUAUGAAAACUUAAAAUUGUAUAUUCAUUUUUUUAAACCCAUGAUAAAUUUGCUUAUUAAAGUAGGAAAAGAUCUUCCAAAAGUGAAGACAGUAUUUCACCUCAAAUUUUACCAAAGAUCUCCAGUGUUAAAUAAAAUCCACUGUUACGGGUCACGUUUAAAAUUUUUUUCUAUUUUUUUGCUUAAGCAUAUUGCACACAAUAUUAUAAAAAUGUGAUUUUUUUUUAUUGGCUUCAUAACAAAUACCAUCAUGUGGACGUAGUUUUACACUGGUUUAUAAAUUGUGGCAUUUCAUUUUAGUUUGAUGUUUUGUGUUGCUUCUUGACAAUGGGACAGAUAAAAAGAUCAAACGUACUAAGGUGACCAGUUAGUAUGUAGAAUGUACAGUACGUGGAAUUCCUUUUAAAAAGUUUUUCAUUUUUCUAUCCUUUUCCUGUCACCCCUAUAAUCAAGCUGCUACAAUCCCUCAGGACCCAUGCAAAUGCUCCAUUCAAUAUUUUUACAGUAACAAAUUUAUCAAUUACUGGAUCUUCUACAAACUUAACUUUGAAUUCUGAAAAUAGAUUUCAGUCACUCAUUUGUUCUUCGAAAAGCCCAUCAACGAAACUUUCUUUUUCAGGGAUCCGAAAACUGGCAAGCUAACUACGAAGUGGAUCUUGGGGGUAGGGGGGAAGAGAUGGAGAUAAACAAAGCAAAGGGGCUUUUUCUGUCUUAAAAUUUUCAUGUUUGCUUCUGGAGCAAGAAUUCUUUCCUAGGAGUCGGGGAGAAGGCGGGGGAGGUGUCUCUCCUGUCCCCGAGCAGCGGCACACGGGUUUGCUGAAUUUGACAGACCACUGCGAUCUUGGGGGAUUUUCCAAGCUGGAAGAGAGCGCCGAUGAGAAAAAGUGCGUACAGCCCACGUGACCCAACUUCACUUUCAGGUGCCAGAAGCGGAGCGCAGCUGCAAUCAAUACCGAUCUUCCACCAACUAGAUUGUUUUCCUCCCAAGGACCUGAUAAAAACCCCGAAGUUCUGAGAGACACACUUGGAAAAUUGUUGGGUUUAAAAAAAAAAAAGUUCCACUUGUACCAUUUAUAAAUGCGCUGACAACUUUUUCGGAAUCACAACGAUUUACGGCUUACGCAUUUGCCAAGCCUCUUCCUACAGUUCCCUCCCUUGCUUUUCCAAGCCUCCCGUUUCGGUUCCACCGAAAGAAGAAAAGCGAUAGCAACAGUUUGGUUGCCCAGCAGCCCGUCUCCCGGGCGCAAUCACCGCACCAGGGGCCUCACACCUCUAGGCCCGCGAAGCCCAGGACUUCGGCUCCCCGUCCACCGGGGACGUGCGGGAGUACGGCCGCUUCGAGACCCGGGCCGCGGUCCCGCGCCACCCGCCCCGGCUCCCUCUCCGCUCCCGGCCGCAGAGCGUCGCCUCCCCACCGUCGGGGGCGCCGGGCUGGGCGCAUGCGCGCGGCGCUCCCGGGCGUGCCGGCCACACUCCCCCCACCCACUCCGAGAGCUUGUCACUUCCUGCCCUCGCCCCAUCUCCGUCCGGGGUCAGUCAGUCGCUCCCUGUCGCAGCCGGCGAGUCUCUGCUUCCCCCUUCCUACCCGCUCAGCGGCGGCAGCUCAGGCUCUUCGUGGAGGGAGAGACAGAGAAAGAGAGAGACUGACUUAAUAAAGUUUCCUGAAACAACAACUAUUACCAAAAAGAGCCCAAGGCGGGGGGAAACCCCCAUCCUUCCCCGCCCCUCUCCAAAAGCCUGAGGGACCGUCGCAGGUGGAGCGGCGCUGGGGGGAGCCGGGCUCCGGCGGCAGCCGUUGCCCUGGCAAGGGGCGCCUCGGGUCCUGCCCGCUCCGGUUCCGGCUCCUUCGGUGGCGGCGACAGCGGCUGCGGGGCGGUUCCUGCUGUCAACUGCCUGCGCCCGCGCGCCGUCCGCCCGCCCGCACGCCCAGCUCCACAGCGCGGAGGGACGCCGUGAGCCGCCGCCGCAGCCGUCGCCUCGGGCCGCGGAGGGACGUGGUGAGCUGCGGCGCUUCCGCGUCAGCGCCGGCGGGGAAUCUUUGCGAGCGCGUCGGGCCCGAACCCCGGUCCCUUCGCGCGGUCAGCCGAGGCUGCGCCAGGUGGGGCCCGAAGCCGCCUCCCACGCCAGGCUGUCCCCGCGGCCGCCCGGCCUGCCUUCCUUCCUUCCGCCCGCCCGUCGGCCCGCCCUAGGAGUUCACCAAGCCGCAAUGAAGAGCUUCUUACAGUGAAAGGAAAGUAGGUCGCGCCCACUGAAAAUGCCUUUAAGGGACAAAUACUGUCAGACUGACCACCAUCAUCACGGAUGCUGUGAACCAGUUUAUAUCCUGGAACCUGGAGAUGCUCCUUUGUUACAGCAACCACUACAGACAUCCAAAUCUGGUAUUCAGCAAAUAAUUGAGUGCUUUCGAUCAGGAACUAAACAACUUAAGCAUAUUUUAUUAAAAGAUGUGGACACUAUUUUUGAAUGUAAAUUAUGCCGCAGUCUCUUCAGAGGAUUACCAAAUUUAAUUACCCAUAAAAAAUUCUACUGCCCACCAAGUCUCCAGAUGGAUGACAACCUUCCUGAUGUAAAUGAUAAACAAAGCCAAGCCAUAAAUGAUCUCCUAGAAGCCAUAUAUCCAAGUGUGGACAAGCGAGAAUACAUUAUUAAGCUAGAACCCAUAGAAACUAAUCAGAAUGCAGUGUUUCAAUAUAUUUCAAGGACUGAUAAUCCUACUGAAGUCACAGAGUCAAGCAGUACUCCUGAACAGCCUGAAGUUCAAAUACAGGAAACUAGCACUGAACAGUCUAAAACAGUUCCAGUUACAGACACAGAGGUGGAAACUGUAGAGCCCCCUCCUGUUGAAAUUGUUGCAGAUGAAGUUGCACCUACAUCUGAUGAACAACUGCAGGAAUCACAGGCUGACUUGGAAACUUCUGACAAUUCUGAUUUUGGUCACCAGUUGAUAUGUUGUCUUUGUAGAAAAGAAUUCAAUUCCAGACGAGGUGUUCGUCGUCACAUUCGAAAAGUACACAAGAAAAAAAUGGAAGAACUAAAAAAGUACAUUGAAACACGAAAGAAUCCAAACCAAUCCUCUAAAGGACGCAGUAAGAAUGUUCUAGUUCCACUAAGUAGGAGUUGUCCAGUAUGUUGUAAAUCAUUUGCUACAAAAGCGAAUGUAAGGAGGCAUUUUGAUGAAGUUCAUAGAGGACUAAGGAGGGAUUCAAUUACUCCUGAUAUAGCAACAAAGCCUGGGCAACCUUUGUUCCUGGAUUCUGUUUCUCCUAAAAAAUCUUUUAAGGCUCGAAAACAAAAGUCGUCUUCAAAGGCUGAAUACAAUUUAACUGCAUGCAAAUGCCUCCUUUGCAAGAGGAAAUAUAGUUCACAAAUAAUGCUUAAAAGACAUAUGCAAAUUGUCCACAAGAUAACUCUUUCUGGAACAAACUCUAAAAGAGAGAAAGGCCCCAGUAAUACUGCCAACAGUUCAGAAAUAAAAGUUAAAGUUGAACCAGCAGAUUCUGUAGAAUCUUCACCCCCUUCCAUUAUCCAUUCUCCACAGAAUGAAUUAAAGGGAACAAAUCAUUCAAAUGAAAAAAAGAACGCACCGGCAGCACAGAAAAAUAAAGUUAAACAAGACUCUGAAAGCCCUAAAUCAACUAGUCCGUCUGCUGCAGGUGGCCAGCAAAAAACCAGGAAACCAAAACUUUCAGCUGGCUUUGACUUUAAGCAACUUUACUGUAAACUUUGUAAACGUCAGUUUACUUCCAAACAGAACUUGACUAAACACAUUGAAUUGCACACAGAUGGGAAUAACAUUUAUGUUAAAUUCUACAAGUGUCCUCUUUGCACUUAUGAAACUCGUCGGAAGCGCGAUGUGAUACGACAUAUAACUGUGGUUCAUAAAAAGUCAUCCCGUUAUCUUGGGAAAAUAACAGCCAGUUUAGAGAUCAGAGCUAUAAAAAAGCCCAUUGAUUUUGUUCUAAAUAAAGUGGCAAAAAGAGGCCCUUCAAGAGACGAAGCAAAACAUAGUGAUUCAAAACAUGAUGGCACUUCUAACUCUCCUAGUAAAAAGUAUGAAGUAGCUGAUGUUGGUAUUGAAGUAAAAGUCACGAAAAACUUUUCUCUUCACAGAUGCAAUAAAUGUGGAAAGGCAUUUGCCAAAAAGACUUAUCUUGAACAUCAUAAGAAAACUCAUAAGGCAAAUGCUUCCAAUUCACCUGAAGGAAACAAAACCAAAGGCCGAAGUACAAGAUCUAAGGCUCUUGUCUGGUGAGGAACAGUUACAGAGUUUUGCUUUUUUCCCCCCAUCGAACUAAAAAAAUCAUUUGACCAUAAUUUAUAGCUGGUUCCAUUUUAACACAUUUGCUUCCAUGUAUCUUACGGCAGUGGGAACUGCAAGAGUAAUGUGCAUAUCGCAUUUACCUCUUCAGUGACCUUUAUUCCAGUGGCUUGGGAACAAAAGUUAACUUCAGAACUUAUCUUCCACAGGACAAUGCAAUAUAGUUAUAGGUAGAUGGCACAGGGUCAGUGAUUUCCUCUCAAUGUUGUAAAAUAUAUACAUUUAUAUUGGCUUGUGUUUACAAUAGAAGUCUUCUGUUUAACUAACUUUGCACAGGUUUAAUUUGAUUCAGUGACUUAGUCUACUAAUUAAUACAUUGUAGGAAGUUAAGUAUAUUAGAAUGAAUUUGUGAAGGCGAUAAUUAUAGGAAAAAAGUCUUUUGAGGCACUGUAAUUAUUGUUAAAUUAAUCUGUGACGGCUAAAUAAAGUGCUGCACUCAGAAAAAACAAUCCCCAAAUUGAAUUUAGAACAAUUAGCAUUUAUUAUUUACGUUUAACAUAGUGCUUCCAGGCAAAGGGGGAAACUUGAUAAACAAAAGUUUGGGUUUAUUUUUCCUUCUCCUUGGGAGUAUGUGUUAGUUCCUGUUUUUUAGUUUUGAUCUUUGGAAAAAGUGAUUGUUUAGGUCCCUGAUCCUCUUAUUUUUACCUUUUUGUUUAAAUAAAGUUUUGGUGAUCAUUUCAACAUAGGUAAUAUUAUUAAGGAGGUUUUUUGUUUUUUUUUUUUUGUUUUUUUUUUUUCUCCUGGGGUUGUGUGUUGCAAGAAAAAUAAACUUCCUAUUGGGAAGAAAGAAAAAAAUAUUAGUUUUUUAGAGGGUUUUGGAACAAAUGUAGAUUUUUAAAAAGCAAUAUAAGAUAAGGAGUAGACUCCCUAUACUUGUUUUUGCAAGUCUGUCUGUAUUUUAAAAGUUUACCUUCAGUACCUGUGUCCCUUGUAUUAAUGCAUUUAAUAUAUUUAAUUAGUAUUAAAUUAGUUUUGGAUUCAGGUUCUAAAGCAGUAUACUUAGUUUGAGUGCUGAGUAGGUUAAAUGUUGUGGUUUGAUUAUCACACAUUUUUUUAUUUGUGUGGAAAACUUGAGAUGAAACCAUCCUUUAGAAGUCACUUACUAUUGUAUUAUUUUGAAAAUAAGGUUUUAUUGGUAAACUCAAAAGUGUUCAUUUAUUCCCAUUUCUCCUCAGAUAACUUCAAGUGAUGUACGAAAAGGUUUGGAGUUCAUUUUUGUGGAAAGACUUUAAAUUGGUGUUAGAACCACUAAACAUCUUCAAAUGGUACUAUGAGGAAAAAAAAAGAAAAAAAUUUGAUAAAUAUAUGACUGUAACUGCUGUUUUCUGACUAAAAUAAUAACCAUCUAACCACUUGUUUCUAAGGCACUGCCUCUUCCAGCACUUUCAAGUAGCUGUGACAUUUUGUAUUGUCAUCCCAGUCCAUCAGCUAACCACCCCUGUGCGUUUGGUCUACAGUUUCUACAAAAAUGUUGCAAAUUUUGUUUUCCAGCAGUUUGUUGAUUAAGUGAUCAACAACCUGAAGAAAAUAUCACCACUGGUGAUUUUUAAUUAACAAAGACUUUAUAUGUUAGCGAUUUUAGUUUUGUUCCACUUUAUUUGGCAGAAUUUUUAUCUGGAUUGUACAGAUAUAUAAUUUCCUAGUGAGCGUAUGUUAGGACCAAAAGACAAAUCUCAACACAUUAUAAAUAUUUAGCCUACUAAAUAUUUGUAAUUAUUUUUACAUCCAUUUAUUUCUAACUUGUUCUAUAGCACUUAAAUGUUUGAAAAUUUCAUUCUAAAAUAUAUACUACAGGAAACUUCCGGUUCAUUUUCAUCCAUGGAUCAUCACAUUCUUCAUUUGUAAACAUCUGAGGUUUUUAUGAAAAUUAAACAUUCCCCUAUUUUUCUUUAAGUUUCAUACAAAGCACUUUAAUGAUAGAUGCAACUUAAUUUUUCAGUUUUUUUUAAAAGACCACACAUUUACUAAUGUUAAUAUGAAGGUAAUAGAUAGCUUACUGCUAUUUUAUGGAUGCAGACAAUCCCUGCACAACCACUUCUUAUAAUACUAGUUUAUUUCUUUAAAUAUUACUAAAAAAGGAAGAUCGGGGUGUAAACCCUGAUUCUUUUUCUCUCCCAAGUAAAAUCUUAAAUGACCACUUUAGAUAAUAUUUGAUCCCUACUGUAAAAUUUAGAAAAUAAUGAAUUUUUGUCCAUUUUUGUAAUCAAGAUUUUAGGGAAAACAGAAGUACAUCUAUCUUUAAUGAAAUACUGGGCAGGUUUUUGUGUAUCAAUAUUUUAUACUUUUUAGGGAAUAUUUUAUUUUUUAGUAAUUUUUGUCAAAUUAUAAUUUUAAAAGGUACAGCAGAGAAUAUACCAUGUUUUUAUAUAGGUUCAUCCUGUACUUAGGAGGGACCCUGUCCAUCUAUAUACUUUUUGUAUAAAAUUUUAAAAUGUUGAAGAUCCACAAGGUCAUAAUAAAAUGCUUUCAUAGCUAGAAAAACAUUUACCCUUCCCAGUGCUUUGCACUAAAAUAUACUGUGAAAGGAAACUAGAAAGACUGUAACUGUUGCUGGAAAUGUUCUAUAUUGAAUGUACAUGCUCUUGUUGGAAAAAUGUACUAUAUGUGAUGGAAAUAAACCAGACUCGAAGUUAUUUCAGCUAAAUGUGCUUCAACGAAGGUGCAUUGGUUGAAACUUAAAUGUUUUAUUAUCAAAUUUAAAUUUAUUCAGUGACUAUGAGCAGCUACACUUGAAAUUUAUCCUGAUAGUUUUAUUUUUAAGAAUUAGAGUGAUAAUUUCUCUUUAAUUUAAAAACAGAUUUACUUUUCCACAUAUGGAAAACUUGUACUUAUAGGUCUAACUUUAAUGAUUAAUAGUGUAAUAUAUUUAGGGAACUAAAUGUGUAGGUGUUAUUUCAUUUAUAAACCAUCUUCGUUAGUUGCACAUUAUUAAACCUGUAUGUUUGACUUUU
Molecule: messenger RNA, 7321 nt
Organism: Balaenoptera musculus (blue whale)
Lineage: Eukaryota; Metazoa; Chordata; Mammalia; Artiodactyla; Balaenopteridae
Gene: ZNF800
Product: zinc finger protein 800
Exons: 5
Coding region: 2307-4304 (665 amino acids)
Source: RefSeq, a predicted model, not a curated record